UUUCAGCCAUUGGUCUAUGAUUGGUCGUUGCUCGUAUAUCCCACAAUGCAUCGCUAAGCUACUUCCUUUUCUAUUCGGCCAUUUUCCGCCCCGAACGGGAAGUAGGCAACCAUGGCCCCCAGUCGGAAUGGCAUGAUAUUGAACCCUCACUUUCACAAAGACUGGCAGAAGAGAGUUCGAACAUGGUUCAACCAGCCUGCCCGGAAACAGCGCAGACGUAAGGCUCGUCUGGCAAAGGCUCGCCGCAUCGCACCUCGCCCUGUUGCUGGACCUCUGCGACCUGCAGUGAAAUGUCCAACAAUCAGAUACCACAACAAGGUUCGGUCUGGACGUGGGUUCUCACUGGAGGAGCUGAAGGCUGCUGGAAUUAACAAGAAGGUGGCCCGCACCAUUGGCAUUGCAGUGGACCACCGCCGCCGUAACAGAUCCACAGAGUCCCUGCAGCUGAAUGUGCAGAGGCUGAAGGAGUACCGCUCCAAGCUCAUCCUUUUCCCCAGGAAGGCCUCUGCUCCCAAAAAGGGCGACAGCUCUGCCGAGGAAUGCAAGAUGGCUACUCAGCUUGCUGGUCCAAUUAUGCCCAUCAAAAAUGUGUACAAGAAGGAGAGAGCCCGCGUCAUCACAGAGGAAGAGAAGAACUUCAAGGCUUUCGCCAGCCUGCGUAUGGCCCGUGCCAACGCCCGUCUCUUUGGCAUCCGCGCCAAGAGGGCCAAGGAGGCCGCAGAGCAGGAUGUGGAGAAGAAGAAAUAAGAACAUUUGUUUGUACGAGACUAAAAAUAAAAAUCUGUCAACAAA
This is a messenger RNA of Alosa sapidissima (American shad), 792 nucleotides long. RefSeq names its product ribosomal protein L13 (gene rpl13). Gene Ontology annotation, molecular function: RNA binding; structural constituent of ribosome. The record is from RefSeq and is a predicted model, not a curated record. The coding region runs from base 112 to 747 and encodes 211 amino acids. Lineage: Eukaryota; Metazoa; Chordata; Actinopteri; Clupeiformes; Clupeidae. Gene Ontology annotation, cellular component: ribosome; cytosolic large ribosomal subunit. Gene Ontology annotation, biological process: translation. The transcript is spliced from 6 exons.